UCCAGGAUGCACCUCAUGGUUGAGAGAUUGAAAGGCAGUGAUAUAACAGGACCUAUCAAUCAUGUAGAAUUGGAAUGGAAUUUUUUUUGGAUUAAGCAUCUGGCAGUGGUGCCUGGAACACAGAGAGAGUGAGCAGCUGUCUAACUAAUCAACAAAGCCUUCAUAAUUCCCUUAUUACCCACAAUGCAAUGCAAUGCAGAGAGCCUGUAAUUCUAAAACUUCUAACUGAGAAGCUUAGAAUACCUAAACUUCAUUCAUUUCUUGAUACAGUGUUCUCUGCUAGCAUAUGCUUUCCAUUAUACAUUUCAGAUUGUAUAUCAAUAAUAUGUGUGUUAAUUCAAAUGAAUUUCUCACCUGUAAGCCUUAUGUACACCAGAUAAUAUCCAAAUAGUUCACCAUGACCACCAGAGCCAAAAAACAACCCCUUACAGGAAGAACAGACACUUAUAUUUAGAAAGCCACUCAGGUCUGGCAGCAUUCUGGACUGACGUGUCAAAACAGCGAGACCACAGACUGCCUGCAAGUAGCUGAACACAUAAAUCAGUAAAACUGCAAUUAAAUGCAUAAAGGAACUCAUCAGAUGUGAAACUGUUGAUAAUAAAUUGUAUUUAUAGACGGAAGAAACCAUGAUACUGCAAAAGGUCUUCAAGCAUGCAAUGAAAUGGAGUCUGGUUUUGUUGACGAAAUAUAAAAAGUGCACCACAACUAAUGCAUCUAAUUUAGACUCCCGUAGUUGUAAUGUGUGUUUAAAUAUAUCCACCGAUGCAUAACAAGCUUGAGUGGAAAGACAUGCCAAGGUCCCUAUAAGGCCAAUUACUUGUUUUAAAGUGAGAAUCCAAAGGGGUUGUAAGGUGAGCACAGGAUUUGGCAGUACAAACGGUGAGUCUACAGAAUCACUUCCUUGAGACACAAGUGGCACACACACAAGCACGCCCCUCUAUGAUUCAUCAUGACCCGUUGCAGUCACACUUGAGUGUAAAUGCAUUCACAACUAUCUCCAGUUACCAAUUACCUCGUAGAUGUGUUGUAUUGCAAAUGCUUUAGACAGUGAAGAGACCAGUGUGAUCAUGUGCAGAGGGUGUGAGAAUGUAACCAGAAGCGCUAUCAUAAUCAUCCCUUGCUCUUAUAUUUAAUACCCCCUCCCUGCAAUCUUGCCUGAUGCUGCCCUAUCCCAGCUCUGAGCCAGCAGCUAUUCAGGGAGGAUGAAGGGUAUGAUGUUCACGAGGUUGGGAUGUGUCCUUUUCGCUGUGGAUCACACUUACACACUACAAGUCUAUAAAUCAACCUCACUUUUCACCGAUCUAGCCAACAUAAUCAAGCCAAUUUCUGUAGUCUCCUUACAAUCACACUUGCACACUGUAAACAACCUUUAUUUCUUUGUCUUUGUGUCUUCCUGACUAAAUAUUCUUACUUUGGUUCUCAUUGUCCUCUAGGCAAGAUUCCCAUUCUUAUUUCUCUUUUCUGGCUAGACUGUGUCCUGACUGUCCCUCUGAUCAACUCUGAGUUUCUAUUCCUGUCAUCUUGGUAAGAUAUGGCUUCUGGUGGCGACAGAUAGAAAUCCAGUGCUGACUAACUCCCUUAUUUAUCAAGAGAUGACCUCAGAUCUGCAUAUCAUAAUAAACCCCCAGCCUGAUCCCUCCCGCUCUCAGUGUUCCCUUCUAGCUAAAUGGAAAGGGCAACUAGCUCAAAGUUGUGUUUACCCCCAGUGGCCCCAAAAUGUCUGCCCAUCAUUCCCCCUCCCUUCUAGAGAUCCGGUAGAAAACACAUGCCUAUCUUGUUGAGGCAAAAGGUUUGUCUGCCCACUGGGUGGAGGAGAAAUGGUUGACCCUCCCCUUUGCACUUACGCAUUUGAUGCCUGUAGAAGUCAUGGACCACAUCCCAACAGACGCGGCUGGUGUACUGACCUUUUUCUUUUCUUCUGUCUUCUUCAAUCUCGACCACUUUUGCAGGAGCAAGUUGACCUAACCACCUCCUCUCAUCCAUCUUUCCUCUUUAUUUUGUACUUCAUCAUAUUUGCAUUCUCCUUGACUCCCUUAUCUCUCGCUCUUCUUCUCCUAGUGAUGAAUUACUUCCUGAUGCUCAGCAACAGUCAUGGAGAAGGUGUUCUGUCUCGGUACCAGAGCUUGCGUCUCGAGGGACGAAUGUGUGAUGUUGUUUUGGAGGCAGGAGGUGUGGAGUACCCUGCUCAUCGCACUUUGCUAGCCUGUUCCAGUGACUACUUCUGGUCUGUGUUUCAGGACUACACUCUGGAAUCCAGUGCCCGUACUAUCAGCUUGCCAGCCUUGUCAUCUCUGGGCCUGGAGCAGAUACUGGACUUCAUCUACACUUCAUGGAUCUCACUGUCACCCUCCACUUUGGAGGUCACUCUGCAGGCUGCCUGCUAUCUACAGAUAACCCAUGCUGUGGAUCUUUGCACUCGGUACAUCUCUGAAAGCAUUGCUCCUGACAACUGCUGCUUUUUUGCUAACAUCGCAGCUCGUUAUGGCCUUUCUGAAGCAUUUGACGACAGCAACACUUUUAUUGGCUGUAACAUGUGCAGAAUACUUGCAUCUGAGGAAUACAAGACUGAGCUAAUGGAGUUAAACACUGAUUCUCUGCAAGAAGUGCUUGUAGCUGAGGAGAUGCCAGGAGUGAAGGAGAUAGACCUUCUGCAGCUGGUUUUGGACUGGCUAGAGUGCAACCCACAAUCUGCCUUGCAAAGUAAUGCAUUGCUCAGUCGGAUCCGAUUUGGUUUGAUUCCAUCUGAAGAGCUGUCUCAACUUAGUGCACUUAAACCUGCUCUGCGAACACCCUUUGUCCGCAGCAUAGUGCAUAAAGCACUUAACUACCACCUUCAGGGUCCCCUACAACCUCUGCUACAAAGUGUGCACACCAGCCUAAGAGCCACAAAGAGCAAGAUUCUUCUAGUGGGAGGAGGACCAGAGGCAAACAGGCCGCAGAAUCAGAUCAUAACCUACGAACCUCGCAGUAAGAAAUUCCAGCCCCUCUCAACAUCUCUGCCAAAUAAGCUACAGCACCAGGGAGUAUGUGUUGUUGGGAACUUCCUCUUCAUACUAGGUGGUGAGGUGGUGCAUGUGGAUGAGGAGAAUGAGAAGACUGCUGUAAUGAAUGUGACUGACCAGGUGUGGCGCUAUGACCCACGGUUUGAGCAGUGGGAGGAGAUGGAACCGCUCUUGCAGAAGAGGGCACAGUUUGCUUGCUGUGUGGUGGAAGGUGUUAUUUUUGCUAUCGGUGGACGGGGCCAGAGGGGUGAGCCUGCUUUGUCAUCUGUGGAAAGGUACAAUAUGAGGGAAGGAUGCUGGCGCAGUGGCAUUUCCCUACCGUAUUCAGUUCAUGGGCAUGCCUGUGCAACUAUUGGAAUAGGAAUCUACAUCUCAGGGGGCAUCCAUGUCAAUAACCCAGAGAGUAGCAAAGAAGUGCUGUUUCUGAAUGCCGUUAAAGGGAAUGCCUGGCAGAUACGUUCUAACAUGUCCAUUGCCAGAUUUGGCCACCAGAUGGCAACAGUGACGGGAAGAAUUUACACCUUUUUGGGAAUGUAUGAGCCCUUCUGUGACAUUGAACGCUACAAUCCUGAGCAAGACCUGUGGACCCGUCUAAAGCCCCUACUGAAUGACCGCUUCUGCUAUGGUUUAACUGCAACAGGGGGUAGACGUGUGCUUAUGUUCGGAGGCAGAAAAUGGCAGGAAGGACAGGAGGUGUGUACAACAAAUGUGCUCGAGUAUGACACGGAAUAUGAUGCCUGGAGAGAAGUGUGUAAGCUACCAAGACCCUUGUGUGGGAUUCAGUGUGCCAUAAUGACUCUUCAAGACCCUCCAGAGACCUAAAAGUCAAUUACAAACACCAUCCCACAUACACACAGACAAACAGAUGGCUGUCAUGGGGCACAGAGAGUUGAAGGACAGGGGUUAUCUUUGUGUCAUGGAUCCAUGGAUUGUAAAGUGGCAGGGAAACAGGAUUUCUAUUUACCCAGAUAUAGAAUACCUCUGUGGGGGUAAUGCUGUUAGUGUUUUACAGCAAGCAGUAAGGAGCUCCUGCAACUAGGUCACUAUGAAUAGGGUAGAGAAAGUCAUGACAUUGAUAGAUGACUUGUCAUAAAGACGUCCUGAGAAAUGGCAUAGAUCCUCUAAGGACACCGGAGAAAAAGACAUAAUCAAACAGACAUUUCAAAUCACUUCACGCUCUGGUCAUUGAAAAGCAUAAAGGCAUAAAGAAAGGACAGACAAAUGGAAAAACAAUCUAGAUAAGGACAAAUUUGGACAGUUUAAUUAUUUGGCAAUGCAUGAAGAUCAGAGGUGACAGUCAUAAUGUCUUAUGAUAGAGAGACAGCUGCCAUGAAUGUUGGAUACAGACUGUAAAAGGAGGCUACACUCACAGACGCUGAGAAAGCCAAAUUAGACCAUUGAUUUGGAAGGGCAUAUGGGAAGUCAAAGUGGACAAGGACAAGUAUCAAGAUCAUUGAGUGUGUGUGGGAUGCAGAUAAGCCAAAGGAGAGAGGAUGAGGAGAUUUUUAGAGAGCAAUGACAAUAAAAAAUGCAUAGUCACAAAUAUAUAUCUGACAACUCAGGCCAUGCAUUCAAGUCUAGAUAUAUUCUAAUAUGGUGUCAUUAGAAUACCUAUAUAUGUGAGAUACGCCACAGUAGCAGUAACUAGGGUGGUAUAUAUAGCAACUUCAUCAUAUAUUUAAUAUAUACUAUUAGACCAACCAUUUACUGGUUAUAUAAACGCAACUGUAAAAUGAAUAUUGUUGACAUAAUCCUUCAAUGGAUCAAUGCAAAGACAGAGAAAAGUAAAUAAAAUAUUUGACUGCUAAAAA
Molecule: messenger RNA, 4813 nt
Organism: Puntigrus tetrazona (Sumatra barb)
Lineage: Eukaryota; Metazoa; Chordata; Actinopteri; Cypriniformes; Cyprinidae
Product: kelch-like protein 34
Exons: 1
Coding region: 1818-3824 (668 amino acids)
Molecular function (GO): protein binding
Source: RefSeq, a predicted model, not a curated record